UUCGCGGCGCGGCGGACAUGGCGGUGGAGUCCUGAGCUCGUCGUGUCCCGGCCUCCAGCGGCGACGGCAGUGACGGCGGCAGCGGGAGGCGGAGGGGGAGCGGGAGCCACUGAGAUGAGGAGGCGCCGCGCGCGCCUGUAGCUCGCGGGCCUCGCAGUUUGCUUGCCUAAACUGGAUUUGAAGCAAUUCAAACUACUGGAGAUCUACAACUUCACAAUAUCACGAUUGGAAAGAAGCAGGUUUUCAAAUAAUGGAAGAGUCUAAGACCUCUAAAAAUGAAAAUCAUGAACCAAAGAAGAAUGCUUGGGCUUUUUCUGAAGAAAGCAAAGCAGUUAAAGUUAUAACCAAUCAAACUUUGAAAGCUAGAAAUGAUAAAUCCAUAAAAGAAAUUGGGACCAACUCCCCAAAUAAGAAUACUAGUAAAAAAAAUAAGCAAAAUGAUAUUUGUAUAGAAAAAACAGAAGUUAAAUCGUGUAAAGUAAAUGCCGCCAGUGUUCCAGGUCCUAAAGAUUUGGGAUUAGUCCUUCGAGAUCAAAGUCAUUGCAAAGCAAAAAAAUCACCGAGUUCACCGGUGAAAGCAGAAAAGCUACCUGUUUCACAGGCGAAAGUAGAAAGGGCACCCAUUUUACAGGCAAAAGCGGAAAAAUCACCAAAGUCACCUAAUUCACCAGUGAAAACAGAAAAGGCCUCCAGCUUACAGGCAACAGCAGCAGAAAAAACACUUAAUUCACAGAGGAAAGCAGAAAAAGCACCUGGUUCUCAGAUGAAAUCAGAAAAGGUGCCCAGCUUACCAACGGAAGCUGAGAAGGUACCUGGUUUACUGUUGAAAGAAAAUAUGGGGCAGACAGAAUUACAGAAGAUUGGGAAAAAAAUUCCAAGCCCUAUUACUUCUUUGGACAAAGUGAAUAUUGGUGUUGCAGAAGGAGUAAAAUCUGCUCUGGAAAACUCACAGCCACCUCAGAAGCAACAAACAUGUACAGAUAAUACUGGUGAUUCUGAUGAUAGUGCUUCAGGAACUGAAGACAUAUCAGAUGAUUUGAGUAAAACGAAGAAUGAUGAAUCUAAUAAAGAAAAUUCUUCAGAGAUGGACUAUUUAGAAAAUGCCACUGUAAUAGAUGAAUCUACAUUGACACCUGAGCAGAGGCUAGGAUUGAAACAAGCAGAAGAACGCUUAGAAAGAGAUCACAUCUUUCGACUUGAAAAACGCUCUCCAGAAUACACCAAUUGUCGAUAUCUAUGCAAGCUUUGCUUAAUUCACAUUGAAAACAUCCAGGGAGCACAUAAGCAUAUAAAAGAGAAACGGCAUAAGAAAAACAUUUUGGAAAAACAAGAAGAAAGUGAGCUUCGUUCUCUGCCACCUCCUUCACCUGCCCACUUGGCUGCUUUAAGUGUUGCAGUUAUUGAAUUAGCAAAAGAACAAGGAAUAACAGAUGAUGACCUCAGAGUCCGUCAGGAAAUUGUGGAGGAAAUGUCAAAGGUCGUAACAGCAUUUUUACCAGAAUGUUCACUUAGGUUGUAUGGCUCAUCUCUCACCAAGUUUGCUCUGAAGAGUAGUGAUGUUAAUAUAGAUAUAAAAUUUCCUCCCAAGAUGAAUCAUCCAGAUCUUCUGAUACAAGUGCUUGGGAUUUUAAAAAAAAGCGUAUUAUAUUUGGAUGUGGAAUCUGAUUUUCAUGCUAAAGUUCCUGUUGUGGUGUGCAGAGAUCGGAAAAGUGGUUUACUCUGUAGAGUGAGUGCAGGAAAUGAUAUGGCAUGCCUCACUACUGAUUUACUUGCUGCUCUUGGCAAAAUGGAACCUGUCUUUAUUCCCUUGGUGUUAGCCUUUCGCUAUUGGGCUAAGUUGUGCUAUAUUGACUCCCAAACUGAUGGUGGAAUUCCUUCUUACUGUUUUGCUUUAAUGGUGAUGUUUUUCCUACAACAAAGAAAACACCCUCUUCUUCCUUGCUUACUUGGAAGUUGGAUUGAAGGCUUUGAUCCAAAAAGAAUGGAUGACUUUCAGCUGAAGGGCAUAGUAGAAGAGAAGUUUGUGAAGUGGGAAUAUAAUUCAAGUAGUGCAACUGAGAAAAACUCAAUUGCUGAGGAAAACAAAGCUAAGGCAGACCAACCAAAAGAUGAUACCAAGAAGACAGAAACAGACAACCAAAGUAAUGCCAUGAAGGAAAAACAUGGCAAAUCUCCUUUAACUUUGGAAACACCAAAUCAGGUGUCCCUGGGACAGUUAUGGUUAGAGCUGCUAAAAUUUUAUACACUGGAUUUUGCUUUGGAGGAAUAUGUCAUAUGUGUACGGAUACAAGAUAUUUUAACAAGAGAAAAUAAAAACUGGCCUAAAAGGCGAAUAGCCAUUGAAGAUCCAUUUUCAGUCAAACGGAAUGUUGCACGGAGCUUAAACAGCCAGCUUGUUUAUGAAUAUGUUGUGGAGAGAUUCAGGGCAGCUUAUCGGUAUUUUGCCUGUCCUCAGAGAAAGGGUGGAAAUAAAUCUUCAGUGGAUUCCAUGAAGAAAGAAAAGGGGAAAAUAAGCAAUAAGAAACCAAUGAAGUCUGACCAUAUGGCAUCCGCUUGUUGCAUUCUACUUGGGGAAAGCACAGAAAAAAUAAAUGCAGAAGGAGGUCAACCUGGUAAAUAUGAUGAGGUGGAAUGUACAUCACAGAGAUGUAUUACUGAAGAUGAUAAUUUGUUGAUAAAUGAACUUGAUUUAUCUGAACAUGGACAGGAAUCUUCACCUCUUUCUACCAAUGAAGGCAGUGAAUUAGCGCCAAAAUCAAUUAAGAAACAAGAUGUUUUAGCACCUUCAGAAACUUGUUUAAAAAAGGAGUGCAGCCAGUGUAAUUGCGUUGUUUAUAAAUCCCCUGAACCAGAUGAAUCUGCUGGUACAGACUGCAGGUCAGAUUUAGAAAGAGAAAGUUCACACACCUGCUACACAUGUACUGAUACAUCUACUACCUCUUGCAACUGCAAAGCUACAGAAGAUGCUUCUGACCUUAAUGAUGAUGAUAGCCACCCCACCCAGGAGUUAUAUUAUGUGUUUGAUAAGUUUAUUUUAACCUCUGGCAAGCCGCCAACAAUAGUAUGCAGCAUCUGCAAAAAGGAUGGCCAUUCAAAAAAUGAUUGCCCAGAGGAUUUCAGGAAAAUUGAUCUAAAACCUCUCCCACCAAUGACAAAUCGAUUUCGGGAAAUACUUGAUUUAGUAUGUAAAAGAUGUUUUGAUGAAUUAUCACCACCUUUCUCUGAACAACACAACAGGGAACAAAUUUUAAUUGGCUUGGAAAAGUUUAUUCAGAAAGAAUAUGAUGAAAAGGCAAGAUUGUGCUUAUUUGGUUCUUCUAAGAAUGGAUUUGGAUUUCGUGAUAGUGAUUUGGAUAUUUGCAUGACCCUUGAAGGCCAUGAAAAUGCAGAGAAAUUAAAUUGUAAGGAAAUAAUAGAAAAUUUGGCGAAAAUUCUUAAAAGACAUCCAGGGUUAAGAAACAUUUUGCCUAUAACUACUGCCAAAGUGCCUAUAGUAAAAUUUGAACACAGACGAAGUGGUCUAGAAGGAGAUAUCAGUUUAUAUAAUACAUUGGCUCAACAUAAUACAAGAAUGCUAGCUACAUAUGCAGCUAUUGAUCCUAGAGUGCAGUACUUGGGAUAUACUAUGAAAGUGUUUGCUAAGCGAUGUGACAUUGGAGAUGCUUCCAGAGGUAGUUUGUCUUCAUAUGCUUAUAUCCUUAUGGUGCUGUACUUUCUGCAGCAGAGAAAACCACCUGUUAUCCCAGUUCUACAAGAGAUCUUUGAUGGAAAACAGAUUCCACAGAGAAUGGUUGAUGGAUGGAAUGCUUUUUUCUUUGAUAAAACGGAAGAACUGAAAAAACGUUUACCUUCACUUGGAAAGAACACAGAAACAUUAGGAGAGCUUUGGUUGGGACUGCUUCGCUUCUAUACUGAAGAGUUUGAUUUCAAAGAGUAUGUAAUUAGCAUUCGGCAGAAAAAACUGUUGACAACUUUUGAGAAGCAGUGGACUUCCAAAUGUAUUGCGAUUGAAGAUCCUUUUGAUUUGAAUCAUAACCUUGGUGCUGGAGUUUCUAGAAAGAUGACCAAUUUCAUCAUGAAAGCAUUUAUCAAUGGAAGGAAACUUUUUGGUACCCCCUUUUAUCCACUCAUUGGCAGAGAAGCUGAAUACUUCUUUGAUUCCAGAGUACUAACAGAUGGAGAACUGGCUCCCAAUGAUCGAUGUUGCCGUGUGUGUGGAAAAAUCGGUCACUACAUGAAAGACUGCCCUAAAAGGAGAAGCAGUUUACUGUUUAGACUAAAGAAGAAAGAUAGUGAAGAAGAGAAAGAAGGGAAUGAAGAAGAGAAAGACUCCCGAGACCUUGUUGACCCCCGAGACCUCCACGACACUCGAGACUUUAGAGACCCCAGAGACCUCAGAUGUUUUAUCUGUGGAGAUGCAGGACAUGUGAGAAGGGAGUGCCCAGAGGUCAAGCUGGCCCGUCAGAGGAAUAGCAGUGUGGCAGCAGCCCAGCUGGUCCGCAACCUUGUAAACGCCCAGCAGGUGGCUGGUUCAUCCCAACAACAGGGUGAUCAGUCCAUAAGGACUAGACAGUCCUCUGAAUGUUCUGAUUCGCCAUCUUACUCUCCUCAGCCUCAGCCAUUUCCACAGAACUCUUCCCAAUCCACUGCCAUUACCCAGGCUCCAUCCCAGCCAGGAUCCCAACCCAAGCUUGGCCCACCUCAGCAGGGAGCCCAGCCCCCUCAUCAGGUUCAGAUGCCUAUGUAUAACUUUCCUCAGUCACCACCAACUCAGUAUUCUCCCAUGCACAAUAUGGGAUUGUUGCCAAUGCACCCCCUCCAGAUUCCUGCCCCAUCCUGGCCUAUUCAUGGCCCAGUGAUCCAUUCUGCACCAGGCAGUGCCCCCAGCAAUAUUGGCCUGAAUGAUCCCAGCAUCAUCUUUGCACAGCCUGCCGCCAGACCUGUGGCAAUCCCUAGCUCCUCUCAUGAUGGACACUGGCCUCGUACUGUGGCUCCAAAUUCCCUGGUGAACAAUGGUACAGUGGGGAAUUCAGAGCCAGGAUUUCCAGGACUGAAUCCUCCAAUUCCUUGGGAACAUGCACCACGACCCCAUUUUCCUCUUGUCCCAGCUUCGUGGCCUUAUGGUUUGCAUCAGAACUUCAUGCAUCAGGGAAAUGCCAGAUUUCAGCACAACAAACCUUUCUAUACUCAAGACAGAUGUGCCGCCCGUCGGUGUAGAGAGCGUUGCCCCCACCCACCAAGAGGAAACGUGUCGGAGUAAUGCAAGUCCAUUUUCUUUCAGCUGGUCUACCGAUGCACAGCAACCAGCCAAUCCUGCUGUCUCAAGGGUAUCCGUACCUCAAUGUCAGUUACAUUCAGCAGAAAAAGUGAAAUUUAAUGGAAAGCAAAACAAAUCAGGUCCUGAUUUAAAAUUUUAACACAUGUUUAGAUAGCUUAUUUAAAUUCAAAGACUGUUUUUAAAGACUGUAUUAUUUGUAUAUAAAUAUGAACUAUAGUUUUUACUAGUAUCACCAAAUUGAGUGAUACAAAUUUCAUCUAUUUUAUUACCCUAUUUUUAAGGGAAUUUUAUGUUUUGUUUAACCUUGAUGAAUUGUACAAAGAGAGAAUUUAAAAAAUUACAUUCUUUAUUUUCUAUUAGCUGUAUUCAUACUUUGGUUGCUUCAGACUUUAUAUAUAUCGUUCUUAAGAAUUAGGAAAGACUUUCAUGUGUUUUAAAUUUGUCACUUCUAUUCUUUACAGAACCUUGUAGUGCCAAAAAUUUUUAAAAAGUUUAAAAAAAAUAAAAUAAAACUUCAACAUGAAGAUAAAGAAUUUUUUGUUUUACAUUCUUGUAUAUUGAAAAUAUUCCAAUUUGAAUAGAAAUUUGCUUUUGUUUGUAUUUGAAGUAGUUCUAUUUUAAGUUAAUAAACCUUUUUGACAAGAGUCAAAUUUGGUUAAUGUAUCUGGUUGUUUAGAUGAUAGAAAUAUAAUGUAACAAUUCAGGGAUGUGUUUUAUUCUUAGUGAAUAGUCUAAAUCACAGACUUAAUUUUAGAAAAAGAUCCAGGAACUUUUUUUUUUUUUGCUCUUUAGGGCCACACCCAUGGCAUAUGGAAGUUCCCAGGAUAGGGUCGAAUUGAAGCUAUACCUGCCAGCCACAGCCACAGCAACAAGGAAUUCAAGCCAUGUCUGCAACCUACGCCACAGCUGUGGCAACACUGGAUGCUUGACUCACUGAGCCAGGCCAGGAUCAAACCUGCAUCCUCAUGGAUAUUAGUUGGGUUCGUUUUUGCUGCACCACAAUGGGAACUCCAGAUCCAAGAAUCUUUUGAAUCUUUACAAUACCCAUAUGAAGUUGAUAGAAGUAGACAUUAUGUCAUUUUAUUGUUGAGAAAAUUGAGGUGCAAAACAAAAUUAAUUCUAAAGAUAGCAUACUUACUUGUUGGAAAUAGAAUUGAAACAUCUUUUGAAGGAGUGUUUAAACACUGAAACUGACAGAAUAGAUGAAAGGUAAUUCUUAAUUACUGAGGAACUAAUAUGUGCCAGACUAUACAUUGAGUCUUGUACUACUUCCUAGAAAGUACAAUUGCAAGGGUAGUAUUUAUGAAUAAUGCCUUGUGAUCAGUGAUUAUAGCUGGAUUGGUACUAGAUAUUUGAGGUGAGAUCAUUUUGUCUAAACUCACCUAAGGAAAUUUGCCAUUAAUUUUAGGCUAAGUGAUGCUAUAGAUUUGGAAAUCUGUAGAAUAAGCAUAGAUGUCUUUUAAGAAUAGUAUAUUAUCUUUGUUUUGCUUCCUCAGAUACGCAUUAUUAAAAUAGGAGAGUACUUGGGCAUUUGUCAUAUUUUCCAACAUGGAAAGAGGAUGCUUAAAAUCUCUUGCAGAAGGUUGAAGGCUUUCCUGCAAUGUUUAUAUCCCUGGAAAGCUACUUUUUAAAUGUUAAGAUCAGGUGUAUGAAAAAUACUUUUUCAUGUUAAAGCUUCAGCAUCCCAUGAUGAUCAUUUUGUAACAUAUAGAAAUAUGGAAUCACUGUGCUAUUAUGCACCUGGUACAUAGCCUGGUGGUAUUGUUCUAGGUCAGUGAUACUUAAUUAAAAAAAAAAAACUUCAUUCAGCAUCCCAUGGAGUCCUACUAAAUGGUGAAGUUUAGUGAUAUUUGUUUUGUUAAUGAGAUACCUGGCCUAGCUUAUGCUUUUCUGUUAAAAUAUGACUUGGAGCAUUCAAGAUUUUCUUUUAAAGUUCAUGUUCUAAGUAUUUAAUCUCCUUUCAGGUCUCACAGAACAAGGUGUUCAUUUUACUGUUAUACUUUUGUAUAUAUUUGAAAUAUUCAUUAAAAAGAAAACCAUCUGCAACUAGAUACUGCCCCCAGUUCAGCCUUUUUACUAAAGAAAGGCAGUAUAGUGAUCUAGAUGGCAGUAUACCAUCUAAAGGUAUCAUUGGGGCAGUAAACCCCAGUAACCUAGGUUUUACUUAUUUAAGUGUUUUAUAGUAAUUUUCAGCAUCUCACUUGUCCUUCCUUCAUUAGUUGUUUAAUAACUGGCAGAACUGUUCCAAGUUGAAAAAUAGAGAUUUCUUAGUUUUAACAUACACAGUGGUAGCUUAAUUUUACAAGUUUGCAAACUUUUCAUAUAAAUUGCAAACUUAAGGUUUUGAUUAUGAAUUCAGAUUUACUGCAGAGCAAUUAAAAAGUGUAAAAUGAUCAGUUUUAUGCAGAGCACAAACACAUAUAAGAUCUCAUCAUUUUGAAAUGUAUUGUAUAGGAGUUCCUGUUGUGGCUCGGUGGGUUAAGAACCCAAC
Molecule: messenger RNA, 7769 nt
Organism: Sus scrofa (pig)
Lineage: Eukaryota; Metazoa; Chordata; Mammalia; Artiodactyla; Suidae
Gene: TUT4
Product: terminal uridylyl transferase 4
Molecular function (GO): nucleic acid binding; zinc ion binding; RNA uridylyltransferase activity
Source: RefSeq, a predicted model, not a curated record